AUGGAUGAGGCGCCUCCGGAGCCCGACAGGUGUCUGAAUGUGGCCGAAGCGAGUUCGCUCUGCAGCGCCGCGAUGCAGAUCACAGGUGAGCCUGCUGCAGAUGUCGCGGUAGAACCGCCAGAGCCAAGUGCAGAUGUCGCGGUGGAGGAGGUGGAGGCUAGAGGCCUCGCCGCCCCGAGCAACGGUGACUUCGCGCCGAAGAAAGAAAACAAGGUCAGCCCGAAAAAGCGGGCACGGCCGAGGAGCUCCGUGGGUGGCCGAAAAACCAAGACGCAGGCGGGCCGCAAGGCGUCGAGGCUCUCUGACCUCGUGCGGAGGGCGGCAGAGGAGUCGGACGAAGCAGCUGAGAAGGAGGUGGCUCCGCCGAGGUCACACCAGGUCACCAGAAGCAUCGAGGGUGCCGAGGCGACCAUCUACUUCCCUCGAGGUUUGCCAAAACCUCCCAGGCAGCUGCUUCCGGAGGAUGCUCAAAUCAAGCAGAUGCCAGCGCCUCCAGCUCCAAAGUCAGCAGCUGUGGUUCAUGAGGGCACCGUGGCCGCGGCCCGGGCAGAUGGCCUUGCUGCUCAAGAACUCUGGGAAGGACUGGGCGAGGUACCCGAGGGCUUGGAGAAAGGAUUCCGCUCUUUGCUCAUCCUGGGGCCGUCAGGCAGUGGAAAAUCGACGCUGCUGCGAUCCAUUCUGAGAAAGUACUAUCCCGACUUCAAUGGGCCGCUGUAUCCCUCAACGGAGUGGUCUCAUGGCUUUGCCAUCAUCGAAGCUUUCGAAGGCGCCGACAGAGGCCGGAGCCUGCUGUCGGGAGUGGGUCUCAGCAGCAUUCCUUCGUGGUGCAAGCCAUACAACGUGCUCUCUACCGGCGAGAAGUACCGAGCCAACCUCGCGAGAGCACUCGAGCACCGCGGGCCCACGCCUCUCGUUUUCGACGAGUGGACCAGUGAGCUGGACCGGAGCCUUGCGAAGGUUGUCUCUACUGCGCUGGGGAAACGAAUGAGCCGGGAAUGGGAGAAGGCCGCAGAAACCAAGGCUCAGCACGAGAAGCUUGAGCUCAAAGAAGAGAUCGCAGAGGAAGAAGUCUGCGGGACGGACGCGGACGCGGACGAGGAGAACAACGAAGAGGCCCCCAAGGACGAAGAUGCAGAAGAGAAAGGAACGGAAGAAGUGGAAGCCGAAAAGGACAGUGCCAAGGACUGUGGCUUGGCCAACAGCGAAGGAGAGGCGGAGGAGGGUGUGCGGGACGAGGUGGACGAGACCCUGGAAGAAAACACCGCGGCACCCACACCUGCAGAAAAACGACCGCCUCACCACUUCCUGAAACUUCUGCAGAGGAGCUAUUGCAUUCAGGCCGACGAGGUCGCGCGGAAACACGGCAAGGGCAAGUCAUUGACGAAGGGCGAGCACGUGGAGGAGAAAGCGGAGCAGUCAGAAGAAGCCAUACAAAAGGAGGCCGUCAGCGAGCACGUGGUGGAGAAAGCCGAGCAGUCGGAAGAAGCCGUGCAAAAGGAGGUAGCCGAAUCGGUGCAGCGAGAGGACGAGGACGCAGCACCCAAACCAGAGAGCAAUCCGCAGGAAGAGCCAAGAGGACGAGAGGCUCCGACCACCUUUGGUCCCUACAUCUUCGCAUCCUGCCACGAGGAUGUUCUGCAGUACCUGCAGCCGCAGUUCGUGUGUUACUGUGCCGUGGGGCAGAAGCCGAAGCUGCUUGCCAACCCUCACGCAGGUCGUGCUCCUCGCAUCGAAGGGGUCAUGGAAGGUGACCCCAUGCCCGUAUACCAUGAUCUCAUCGGAACUUGGAAGCCUCAAGUCCAGAAAAAAGAAGGCUGCUGCAUCACCUACAAGGGCUGCCUGCAGGAGGAUGGGACCAUGAAAUUACGCUUCAACGGAGGCAAAGAGGUGAAAUGGCUUCGGCGGAAUGGGGACGUCUACACGGGUGGCAUCGCCCCGAAGCUUCAGAAAGAGAUUCGUGGGAUCGACCCGAAGCUUCAGAAUGAGAUUCUGCUGCGCUCCUUGUCCACGAACUUGCUUACGAUCCAGUUCCGAGACCAUCCGUCCGAAGCUUGGAGCAAGGAAGUUCGUUACAGCCGAGUCGUUCUGCCAUUUCCAGAUCAAGCCAAUGCCAUGGCAAAGGACCCAGAGAAAGCUGUAAGAUCCGGUGGCCUGCACUACGCGGACUGCGACCGGAAAGCUAUGGAGCAGCAUGGCUGGUAUUUGCCGCCGGAAUGGGCUGGCGAUGGGCUCUACCAGGGCUUGCAGCGCCAAGGCGAUCCCGAGGUCGUGCGCGCGGUCAACUUCAGACAUGAUCCAAAAGUGGAGCCGAAGGAGGACAAGCAACGCUAUCUGGCCACCUAUGUGGGUGAGCCAGAUGGCAGCCUGAGCGAGAAGCUCGCAAACGUGAGCCAGUUGUUGGAUUGGCCAUUCGACGGGCUUUGCGCUCAUAGACUGGACCCCCUGCCAGUGCCCAAAGACUUCAGACUUGGCGUGAUCACCGGACCAUCAGGCUCAGGGAAGAGCUCGUUGGCUGCUGAUGUGUUCGGCGCCAGCCCAGUGAUUUCCUGGUCUCCUGCUGAGCCGGUGAUCGCGCACUUCGAAUCCCUUGAAUGCGCUUACGAGUUUCUUGAGGCAGCUCACUUGCACCCGUCGAUCGCGAUGAGGCCUUUUUCCACGCUCAGCGGCGGCGAGCAGGCGCGCGCGAACAUGGCGCGCGUGCUGGACCUCGGAUGCCAGAAAAACGGCCGCUUUAAGGCUCUGAUCCUGGAGGAGUUCACGUCUCUGGUGGACCGGGCCACGGCCCAAGCGAUGGCUCGUGGCCUCCAGCAGCUGAUCACGCGGAGGACAUUUCCGAAGAUCGUGGUUGUGUCUUGCCACACCGACUUUGUCCAGAAGUCGGGCCUCGAGCCCGAUUGGCUCUUCGAGUGCCACAGUCAUCGCCUUCUCCGGUUCGGAGCUCCAACAGACGGAGCUGUUGAAGUUCCGAUGGAAGAGAGCGACGCGUUGAAGGCUGCACGUGCCUCUGUGGCAGCUGCGGAGGAGCAGCUCGCUGUUCUCCGGGGGGGCCUCGCCGAACACGCAGGCCAGCUCUGCUUCUCUGUGACCUACCGCACGGAAGUAGCGGCUUUGGCCGGGGCGCUGCAGGUGCUUGGAGAUGCUGAGCUCUCGAAGAAGCGCAAGGCGCUGAGCGCCUUGGAAGAAGAGGAGGCGAGCAAGAAACGGAUGAAGAAGGUCGAAGUUGAAGCCGAGCGCGACGACUCGUCACAGGUUGCACCCAGCACGAAGAGGGAUGUGCAGCCAGAUGUGGAGGUCCUUAGCGCACGCAGCUUCCAGAUUCCUCAGCUACACCUGGAAGUGCGGCGGGCGCUUCCCAGGGAGUGGGUGCACUUCCGGGACCACCACUACAAGGAUCACACAUUGCAAGGGGCGGCUGUCGUGUUCGUCGGAAUCCUUGAUGGCCGCGCAUGCGGCUUUUGCGCCGUGGUCCAGGAGUCGCAGAACUGGGUUCAGCGCAAUUGCGCUGGAGGCAAAUACGGCGCCACGAAGGCAAAGUGGGAGAAUGUCCACUACCCUUUGCCAUGGCUCAAGGCCAGCAGAAAACUGUACCGUGAACACCGGACGGUGGUGCUGCCGGACUUCCAGGGUCUGGGUGUGGCACCAGUUCUGUGCGACACGGUUGGCAACCUCUGUCUGCGCAACGGCGCGGACUUCACUUCGCAGACGGUGCAUCCCUUCUACGGCAGCUACAGGGAUCGCAGCCCGUUCUGGCGGGCACUGCCUACCAGUCGGCAGCCGGAGUCUGUCAUCAACGGCAACCUCAAGUACUCCCAUGCGUUUCUGGGAGCGUUCCAGGAAAAUGGGAAGCAAGACGCAUCGUUGGUGCAACAUUUGAGGUGGAGAACUCGAAUUGCCGCUUCAGCUUCGUCCCCCAAGAAGAGAAAAAGCGGAGCGCAUAAGGCCGCAGUCCCACUUCUGACCUGA
Molecule: messenger RNA, 3963 nt
Organism: Symbiodinium sp. CCMP2592
Lineage: Eukaryota; Dinophyceae; Suessiales; Symbiodiniaceae
Source: the annotation of a GenBank genome assembly